AUGGAAGCAAGGUAUGAAUUUUUCCAAAUGAGAUAUGAUGCUAGAGACAAACGAGGCUUCACAGGGUUUCAAAAAUGUGUUGCUACAAUUAAACUUAUGGCAAUGGGGGAGUCGCCCGAUUCUGUUGACGAUUAUAUGAGAAUGUCUGAGAGGACCGCACGAGAAAGUUUGUAUUUAUUGGAAAGAGGUGUUGUCGAAACCUUCGGUGACCAAUACUUGCGCAAACCUUCGUUUCAUGAUAUGCAACAACUAUAUGCGGCGCAUGAAGAAAGACAUGGUUUUCCGGGUAUGCUUGGGAGCAUUGACUGCACACACUGGAAAUUGAGAAAUUGCCCCGUGGCAUGGAAAGGUCAGUAUUCGCGCCGUCAUCAUGGAACGCCUUCGUUGGUAUUAGAGGCUGUUGCUUCACAAGAUUUAUGGAUUUGGCAUGCUUUUUACGGGGUUGUUGGUUCUAACAAAGACGUCAACGCGAUCAAUCACCAAUAUUUGACGAUCUUUUGUCAGGAAAAGCCCCGGAUGCUCCUUUCACAAUGA
Molecule: messenger RNA, 534 nt
Organism: Lactuca sativa (garden lettuce)
Lineage: Eukaryota; Viridiplantae; Streptophyta; Magnoliopsida; Asterales; Asteraceae
Source: RefSeq, a predicted model, not a curated record